Dermacentor silvarum is the source of this 7091-nucleotide messenger RNA. Its product is annotated as ankyrin repeat domain-containing protein 12-like. The transcript is spliced from 11 exons. Lineage: Eukaryota; Metazoa; Arthropoda; Arachnida; Ixodida; Ixodidae. Gene Ontology annotation, biological process: protein localization to ciliary inversin compartment. The record is from RefSeq and is a predicted model, not a curated record. Gene Ontology annotation, molecular function: protein binding. The coding region runs from base 238 to 6960 and encodes 2240 amino acids. Gene Ontology annotation, cellular component: ciliary inversin compartment.
CUCGCAACAAACUGUAUUUGACAGUGUGUGCCGAAAAUACACGUGAGGUUUCUGCUCUGCUGCGCACUUCUGAAAUGCUCAGGUGUAUCAACAUGAUCGUCCUCCGUGACUCCGUCGACGACUGGUCGAUAUCCAGCGCCACGUGACCGAAGCAGUGUGUCCACACUGCUUCAGCAGUAGCCCACGCGACCAGUGGUCAUGUGAGGAGUGAUCGUCGGAGAGCGGGGCGGCCCCUAUAUGGCCAGCACCGAGAACCCCCUGAUCCAGGACCACGCUGCCAUGACCCUGGGCGGUAGGCAGCAGCCUCCGCAGCAUCUUCAGCAGCCGCAGCCGCAGCAGCAUGCGCGGGCAUCGUCCCUGGGCCUCACGGCGCUCAUGUCCUCCUGCCAGCUCAACAAUGAGCUGGAGGUCAAGGCGCUGCUCCAAAGGAAGCCCUCGCUGACGGCCGCCCGCGACCGCUCGGGCAAGACGGCGCUUCACUACUGCGCCGAGAACCUGACCACGGGCUGCGCCGAGCUGCUGCUGCUCUACGAGCCGGGCCUGACGUCGGUGCAGGACGAAGAAGGCUACACGACGCUGCACUUUGCCGUCAUCUCGGGCAACCGCACGAUGGUGCGCUUCCUGGUAGAGCGCGGUGCCGACGUCAACUGCGUCGACAACGAGAAGCACUCCUGCGUGCACUGGGCCACAGUUUGUGGCGAGCUGGAGUGCAUGGACAUCCUGGUGUCGGCGGGCGCCAACCCAUCGACGGCGGACAUCCACGGCGCAUAUCCGAUCCACUACGCCGCCCAGAUGUGCGGCCCAAACAGCGAGAUGGGCAACGACGUCCGGGUGGGCCUGGCUGCCCUGCGAAGGCUCAUCGAGCUGGGGGUGGACGUCAGCGUCAGGGACCAGGACGGGAGGCCACCGCUCCUGUGGGCCGCCAGUGUCGAGACACGUCCGAGCAAGACCUACUGCCCGUCGGGAAGCAGCGAUGCUAUCUUGGCCUUGGUCAAUGCUGGAGCGGACGUUGCAGCCACCGACAAAGACGGCCUCACAGCUCUGCACUGCGCGGCCAGUCGCGGUCACGUUGACUGCCUGGAGACGCUGGUGUCACUGUGCGGCGCCGACGUGGACGCAGUGGAUAGCAACGGCUGCUCGGCGCUCUUCUACGCUGUCACCCUGGGCCAUGCCGACUGCACCCAGUUGCUACUCAAGUACGGUGCCGCGCCCAACCGCCAGGACCACAAGGGCAGGACACCCGCCCACUGCGGAGCGGCCAAAGGACAGAUGGAGACGCUCAAGAUACUCUGGCAACAUGGUGCCAACCUCUACAUGCGCAACCAGCGUGGAGACUUGCCCCUCCAUGAAGCCGUGCAGUCAGGGCGGAAAGAUCUUGUACAGUGGCUCCUAGAGCUGCAGCCAUCGGCGGUCAACUCGCCGAACAACAACGGCCGUUGCGCGCUUCACGUGGCCGCCAUGGCCAACAGCGUCGAGAUGUGCAAAGUGCUCAUGGAUCGAGGCGCGGAGGUCAACCCGGUCAUGCGGAACUCAAAGGGCCAGCUGCUGACGCCACUGGACGCGUCCCUCCAGCGCGGCAACCGCGGCUGCGCCAAGUACCUGCGCCUGCACGGCGCCCUGCCCUUCUGCAAGAUGACCGACCGGCAUGAUAUCGACCGAUGGCUGCAGCACAGCUUCAGCAUCAACAAGCUGCACAAGACCGAGCAGCUGUGCGAUUCAGAGGCGCCACCGGCUGUCUCGGGACUGGCGCCCGAAGAGCUGCAAAUGCUCGAUGCCAAGCACGUGCAGACGCUGGAGUCGUCGGUGCAAACCGACUCCGGUUACUUCGAGUCGCGCGAGUAUCGGGCCUCCCGGCAGCCGGGCGACGCGGAGGAGACCGUGACAAAACAGGGUACCUUCAUCGAAGGUGGCCGCACGCUUAAGCAGGCCAUAAUCACCAACGUGUACGUGAGGACUUCCGGAGGCGCAAGGGUCCAUCAACCCAAGCGGAAACGGGCUGGAGCUUCCAAGGGCAAAGGCGAUGGCUUUGCGGAAGGCAGCGAGGGAACAGAAGAUCACUCAUCGUCAGGCGAAGAACGGAGUGUGGGUAUGCGGGAAAGCUCUCGGCGGAAAGUUGGUUCUCAGGAGCAGCACGCGGGGUUCAAUGAAUCGAAGAAAAUGCACACUAUGCUUGAUUCGUCCACGACACAUCGGGUUGUUGAAGAGGUCAUUGUCAAGAAGCAGGAUGGUCCAGAGGAACACGUCGUGAAGAGGAUUACGCGCAGACCUCUUGGUGGUGAGGGCGAUGAGGUCAGGGUCACUGGUGAAAUGCGGGACAACGUCGAGACGACGCCCGAGGGUUUCACAUCGGUCACUUUCAGCGAGCAAAAGAGUAGCGAGACAGGGCGAGCAUCUUCCGAAGACGACGCCAGGGCAAGGUUCAUGACCAGAGAUGCCGCGGCCGCCCGCACGCUUGGAGACGUACCCGAGGGAACGUCGCGGCAGCCGAUGAAAUCCCCUGCGGUUAUCAGGGCGGCCGAACGGUUCCUAUCUCUUCUGUCAGCACGACGGAGCAGGACUCAAGCUGAUCAGGCUUCUCAAGAACGUUUGAAAGAUACCAGUCAAACACUUACGUUACGCGACUCGAGGAUUCGUGAAGAAUCUGAAGCAGCGGAAUCAACAAUAGAUGAAAGAUUAAAGAAGGAGAAAAAGGUCGCACGCUUCCAAGACAAAGUGAAGCACACUGUGAAACAAGUUAGACAAAGUCCCAAACGUAGAAGUUCCUCAUCAGGACGGAGCAGCUCCGAAAGUGAGCCUGCAAGUACUACGAAGAAAGAUAAAGGUUCCAGAACCAAGGGAGCUGCUCGAAGUCUCUCCAGAGAACCCUCCGGAGGCCAGCAACGACGACGAGAGGCCGAUGAAGCGAAAAUGAGGAAACAGAAACAGGAGAAGACACCGCGACGGGCUGUUAAAAGUGGGGGGCACUCGGAAGCUGCUGUUAAGGGUGCUUCAGACAAAGACCAGAGCGCAUCAAGUGACAGCUCCGAAGACAAAAAACCGAAGCACAAGGAUGCAUCGGUAUCACGGAAAGAUAGCGUGAAAACGCGACCAAAGGACAGUGUAUCCACUAAGAAAGAUAGCCGUAGGUCUGCUAAGGGCCCUGAUGGAAGACAUUCAGAAAGUAAGGAAGAGCUGUCAUCGUCAGCCGAAGGGUCAGACAGUGCCGUAGACGACGGUGGCAAAAAGGAAUCGAUGCAUGUAAAGUCCGAGGCCAGGGAUGCACGAGACACUGCAAGCCGGGACUUAAACAGUACAAAAGAAGUUAACGUAGAUGAGCGACUAGAGAGUGCUACUCAUACCAAAAUGCACCGUGAGUACGAAGAAAUCGAAAGCCACGCGACCAUGGCAGAGUUCUUCAGUGAGACUAGCAUGUCUGAUAGUGCUUUAGAGCAACGCAGCGAUAGACUUCUUGCGCGACAUGAAGAGGGUGCCACAAAAGAAGCCUUGAAGGACGAAAGGGCCUCGAGGGAAAGAGGAGCUAAAAAACCACGCUCUUCAGAAAAGGACCAGAAGGUCAGAGACGCAGCGGAACGCAAGAGCACCUAUCAAGCUAAAGGAAAAGACAGGUCAUCGAAGCAACCUCGAGAACAGGAAAAGGUAGGAGAAGCGAAAAAAGAUAGAUCUCGUAAAAGGGACACAGAUCUCGGAGAGGGAUCCGAUAGCCAAGGAAGUGAGAAAGCCGCUACCGAUGCAGCAGGACAAGACGGGGGUGCUGGGAUUGAGGUUUCUGAGGACGUCGUGGUUAGUAAAAUCGAAAGACACCGCACUAAGGUAGAAGAGAGGGUCGUGCAAGAAGCGUCAUCCAGUGAGUCUGUUGCGGAGAGCACGAGUGAACGAAUUGACCGGAGUGAUACUACUGUCACAAAGCGAACAGUUUUGGAGAAGAACCUGGGAACUAAGAAAGCGCAGUCAAAAAAGUCCGAAGUCACAACCGAUCAUGACUCUGAAGGUCAAAAAAGCAGUGAGAAAGUGACUUCUACCAAGAAGAAAGCAACAACCACGAAGGGCAGGUCAUCUAAAGAGCGUCGUGCUGAAGAGAGUGGCCGCUCGGAAGAAGAAAUAGUUUCAACUGAAAUCUGCGAGGAGGAGAUCAUUGAGAAGCAUGCUACGGAACUUAAUGUCGUCGAAAUCUUGGAGACAAGGGCUACUGGUGAGGCUACGACUCCCAAGGAUGAUAUAAAAUCUAAAGCAUCUUCUAAGAAAGAGCAACGUCAAAAACAUCAAGUCAAGCAUAAAACGACCGACAAGCAUAACGGCGCUGGUGACGGUGGUGAGAAGGCCAAACGUAAGAAAGAUACAGAUAGUGUAUACCCUGUGGUUGGCGAUGAUAAAUGUGAUCAGCUGGGAAGUACGCGUAGUUCUGUUAGCUCGAGUGAAGAGCUGGAGGCAGCGCCAGAAAGCUUUGAGUCCUCUCAAGAGACAGUGAGUGUCACAAAAGAAAUAUCAAAUGUCCGCUUUAAGAAAGAGGUCACCUCUGAAGAAACACUUAGGGAAAUCAGCAAGGAGGAAAUUGUAGAACACGCAUCCGAAAUCACGGUUGCAGAGGGUGAGCCAGCAUUUUCAACUGCAGACGUUGCUAGUACAGAAAAAGUUGAGAAAGAGGCUUCGAUCGAACAGGACAAGACAACAGAAAAAAGCAAGGUUUCCAGCGCAGUUGCCGAAGCAGUUAUAGACCUGUACAGUCGUGUUCAGCGUACAUCUCCCAGCAAUCAAGAGCAACUUGCGUCUCAAAAACAACCAGCGCCAAGCACAGAACACGUUCCCUCAGAAGGUGCUCGAAAAGAAGGCGCGGAUUCAAGGGAAAGUUUGGAAUCUAAAGAGAGCUGUCAGGGCACAAGUGAUGAACAUGAGUCACAGUCCAAGAAGUCGCAUAUCCCGCCAGUAGUAGCCGAGGCAGUUAGUGACCUGUUGACCCACGUAAAGCAGCUGGCUUCAUCCAGCACGAGUCCUAACCAAAAGAUCGCGCCGAUGCGAGACUCUGCAACCAGCCCAGUUUCAGGGCCCAUAACUGUAGAGACAGCGUGUGGACCCGACGACAUCGGUGUAGUAGACACCGCCUGUGGUACUAGGCAGUCUUCGACCGAAGUAGCCGAAAAGGCUGUCAGCCCUGAAGAAGAGUACACAGCAGAAGCUGCUUGCAGCACUGUUGCAGAGGAGACUAGCAGCGUCGCGUGCAGUCCCGCUGUGCAGAAAGUCGAUGCGUCGUGCAGCCCUUCGGAGUCCAUUGACCUGCCCAUGCAAGAUGCUACGUGCAGUCCAGUUGCCACUGACGCUGGAAAGGAUCGUGAGAAAACGGACGCUGCCUGUAGCCCGAUAGCUGAGCUUAGCGAUGACGUACAAGAAAUGAAGGAUGCUACGUGCAGCCCCGUCAUAGAAGGUGUUCAAGCUGAAAAGGCAGACGCGGCUUCUAGCCCAGCUGACAUUACAGUGGACGCACAGAGCAGUCCGGUGGACAUCGCUGUCGAACUAAAGGACAGCACUUCAAGUCCUGUGAUCGCCCUGUUUCGGCAGGACGAGCUGAUCAGUCCUAUGAUAGUAGAAGUUUCUGACAAGGAGACAUGGACAGGAUCACUGGAUGAGCAGACUGCGGAAGCAUCAUGUACUCCCAUGCUUUCCGCCACAGAAUCAGCAGCUGUUGAGAAACAGGAAACAGCAACAUCUCCCGUAAACCUACAAACGAUGAGAGAUGAGGAGUGCAGUCCAAUUGCUGUUGACUCGGCAAGGGAGACCAGAGACGCCUCCUGCAGCCCACCGGAUUUUGACCAUAUCACCCUCGCUGAUGAACGACAACUGACUAGCGUUGCAGUUAGCCCUAUAAGGACAACUGAUGGGACGCUCGACAAAGCUACAAGCCCACCAGAGACAUUUCCUGCAGUGAGCGCUGGAGUCAGUCCAUUCGCUCAGACAGUUGGCGUUGAACAGGCUAGUAGCCCUCACAAGGUUUAUACUAAGGACACUUCUAGCAGCCCCUUUCCUGAGUCGGCCGGACCCUUUGCCGAAGGUAUGCCCACGGCCGCUACCACAAAGCCCGUAACAUUUGACGUCUGUCUUGGCACUACACCCGAAGAUGAAAAGGGAGUCAGGGCUGAAUUUGUUGACGUAGCGUGUAGCCCGGUUGCCUUCGAAUACUCUCACUUGUCCCGUAGCAGCAGCGGUUCUACAGAAGUAGACAUAGCUGUAAGGUCCUCGUCGCUAGAAGAAGCCACGAAGACACCUAUGACAGAUAUCACGGCUAUACGAACUCUGGUUGAAACUGGCACAAGUCCCAUCGGCGAAAUGCGAACCACUACAGCGAGUGAUUCCGCCGGUGUGCAGGUGAAGCCAUCAAUUACCCACAGCGGAACAAGCCCUUUGAUACCAUUGGGACAAACAAAGGGAACGUCAACGGAAGACAUAGAAGCCCAGCAUGCUCUUAGUGACAGUUGCACAAGCCCCUUGGAAAGAAUCGCACUCUCAAAGUCGGCAGCCACAAGAGACGCGUCAAGUAGUCCGAUCGAAAACGCCGAUGCAACUGCAGCCGGCGCGAAGACACUGAAAGAUGUGGUCCUGCUGAAGAAACCGGGACCCCUGCGAAAGACAAGGUCGUGGGACACAAUGGGUUACGGAAAUUUGGACGAGAUCAGAUCCAAGGAGCUGUUGUUUCCCGAAAUCAGGCUGCCUUCAGGGUUGAGCAGCGAAUGCCAGCCACGGCAGAGCUCGCGUCGCCGGUUACGAACGGCGUCAGUCUGGACAAGCGAAACGUGGACGAAGGUCGCCAACUCCAGAAGUUGCCGUCCAUCGUCAAGACGGCAAGCACUCCUCCGGACACGGCUGCCGCAGCCGCUGCGGGACAACAGAUUUCAGCGAGAAACGGCGAGAGUCCGACCGGCGUCUCCGAAGGCAGGGACAAGAAGAGUCUCUCUCUCCAGCCGCUGGGCGUAAAGCGCCACAGCCUAACGCAGUCCGAUUACGACCGAUCGCCGGAGUCGAGUGUGCGUAGCUCCGACUACACGGCGACCACUCUCAAGGACUCGGGUUUUAGCGAUGUCGAAAAGCACGUCUCCGGAGGAUCG